UCUCGAAACAUCAUCAUGGCGAUCAUCAAACUGGCAUUUGUCUUGGUUUUGCUGUUGGUGUCGUGUGCCGCACUGCCUGCUGAAGCACCUCCUGAUGUGAAGCCUCGCUACCAAAACUUCCUGACUCAGCAUGUUUACCCUACAAUGACUGAGGCUAAGUGUACCAGCGAGAUCAGACGGAGGAAAAUCACUGAUGGGAACACCAACAACUGCAAAGAAGUGAACACCUUCAUAAAGACCAAUAUAAAAGAUAUCAUGCCCGUGUGUGGGGGCGCCACAGGUCGUUUUACAAGCGGUCAACCUUUCACUGUGGUCACUUGCAAACUAGACUCUGGAGAAAGACGGCCAAGGUGUGACUACGGCGAAAAAGGUCACCAGAGCAUUCGAUACAUUACAAUAGAAUGUGAUCAGGGUUGGCCCGUGCAUUACCAGGAAGACACAGUUGUUGUAGGCUGAAAUUUUCAAAAGCCAGAUGUUUACUGACGCUCUUAAAAGUACCUAUCCAAUCAAUCUGCAGCUAAACUAAUGUUUAACGUUCCUGAUUGAUCUGAUUUUAAUUAAAAAAAUUUUUUUACUUCAGUGAGCCUCUGAGGUGGUUGUGUCGAAGACAGAAAAACAUUUGAAUAAUUCAUUUCUCUAAUCUUUUAUUUCUCUGUAUUAAAUACAUUAUACGUUUUCCAGAUGUUUCACUCACAUACUGUUUUUAUUCAGGUGUGUAACACGUUGUGUUGGACGGGGUCAGGGGGAUAAAAAAAAAAAUAAAUUAUAGGAUAAUUUAAACGUAUGUGUUAAAUAUAUAGUCUCUAUGCAUUUUAACUUAUUUUCCAUUCUUUGUUGAAUCAUGUGAAAUCUAUUUUUAAUUUUCUUUGAAAAAAAUUAAAUAAACAAAUGCAGUUUCAACGGUGAUUCUUUUUGAGGCCUUGUACUCGGUACGUUCAUGUUUCAGUAUUGCUGUAACAGACGGCGAUGGAGGAUUUCAGGAUGGGUUUUUUUUUUCAGUAUCUUUAAUAUCCAGCAAGCAGUAAUUAGAUUGGAAUUUGAUGUCCUGGGUGAUUUUGAGAUGUUUUAUAUGUGAUUAAUGUAUUUAUCUUAUGAUGUACUUAUGAUGUAUUCUAGGGAGGAAAAUAAAUUUGUGUCACUGUGAAAAACA
Ictalurus punctatus (channel catfish) is the source of this 1150-nucleotide messenger RNA. RefSeq names its product ribonuclease-like 3. Lineage: Eukaryota; Metazoa; Chordata; Actinopteri; Siluriformes; Ictaluridae. Gene Ontology annotation, molecular function: RNA nuclease activity; nucleic acid binding. Gene Ontology annotation, biological process: angiogenesis; defense response to Gram-negative bacterium; defense response to Gram-positive bacterium. The record is from RefSeq and is a predicted model, not a curated record.